Messenger RNA from Stegodyphus dumicola, 1265 nucleotides. It is a transcript of the gene sev, whose product is annotated as receptor protein-tyrosine kinase sevenless. NCBI's taxonomy places the organism in Eukaryota, Metazoa, Arthropoda, Arachnida, Araneae, Eresidae. Gene Ontology annotation, molecular function: ATP binding; protein binding; transmembrane receptor protein tyrosine kinase activity. Gene Ontology annotation, cellular component: plasma membrane; signaling receptor complex. Gene Ontology annotation, biological process: regulation of TOR signaling; protein phosphorylation; positive regulation of kinase activity. The record is from RefSeq and is a predicted model, not a curated record.
CAAAGCAACGAAUGCGUGCAUCAUUCGCAUAAUUGCUUCUGAAGUCAGUUGGCUGCUUCUGAAAAAAAGGUUAGGGACCUCAUUGCUGCGGAGCGACACGAUAAUUGCCCUUUAGCCUCUCCCACUAACGAGUCACUUCCUUAUUAGACUCACUCUGUACCUGCAACGGCAUAAACAAGGUUUCAGCUUUGCUGAUGGACAUACAACAACGGCUACUGCGAUAAAAACACCCGACUUCAAUCUUCUGCUCAACCAACUUAAAACCCCUCCCAUCUCAUAAUUUUAUGAAGCGUGCCUGAAAGGAAGUAUAAUCAUACGUUUGAAGAUAAUGUCGAAACCUGAUGGAUUACUUCCAAACUGCCACGAAGGUUGCGACUUAUGGACAAAUGCCAUUGCAUCAUCUUCAUUUUGUCAUGAUGUCUGUGAAGAAGACACAACAAUAUUCAAGAAAAAAUCGAGUCUUUAUUGCGUCAGAGGUUGCAACAUAGCAAUAAACCUAUAUAUUCAAUCUUUGGAAGAAGAGAUAGGGACUCCCGCAGCGCCAUACUUAGUGGCUGAGACGCGGACAAAUAGCUCCAUCACAAUCGAAUGGACGGCGGCAAGUCCAUAUCUCAAUAUAUCUUAUCUGGUGCAAUACCGAUAUUCUCAUUCGUCUGACUGGGAAUAUUACAAGCCUCAUAAUUUGCUGAAAGACAACUGGCUCAAAGUUGAAGACUUACAUCCAUACACAAAAUAUCGAGUGCGUUUGAUUUUAUUAUUACACGGAUUUGUAAAGAGUAUUAUACUUAACGAAAAGGCAGACUUUAAAUAUAAAUAGAAAUUGUAUUUCUUCCUGUGUUUCUCAGAUAAAUUUCUUUUCCUAGUAUUACAUUAUAAACUCUUAAAUAUCUAAAGCAAAAUGCGUUUUAUGAGGUAUACAUGAACAAAUAUAGUAAUCGAUCUAGAAAGUGUUUAAUUAAGGCCACAAGAUAGCCCACGACCAGAAAACUUAAUAUCCUUACAUCAUAAAGGCAUACAUAUCUAGUGCAAAGUUUACAGCAUUCACACUGAAUGUUAAUGUAACAAAAUGUUUCACAGAGGGAAUAAAAUACUGUCCAGAUUUUUUUUACUGAUAUAAAUAUGAUACACAAAAAUUACCGACACAUGUUUGGUAGGCAAAAUUUGCAAAAAUUCAAAACUUUGUUUCAUAGGAUCACUAAUAUACACAGUGAAAACAAAUAAGAUAAAAUUUACACAGUGAAAACAAAUAAAAUAAAAUUUGCACA